CGCGUCCACCACCGUCUCUGUUUCUUGUUCUCCGCCAUGGCCGCCACCUGGCUCGCGCCGACGUGGCUGCAGUCGUCUCAGACAGUGUUGGACAGGCUUACCUUGCUGGCUCAUCCUUCUGGGACAUACAAUGCGUACCGGACUGCCGACAGCGACGAACAAACGAGGAUAUGGAAGAAUACACUCGCGUAUCCCGCGGGAGUCGCGGUGGUAUCCGCAUUUGUCCUCGCUCUCCAACUCACCGCUCGUGCGACUCCCGUCAGAAGGAUACUUGCAAGACUCUCCAAGUCUGAUGUAGAGGGCGACGGCGCUGACGACAUCGAGGCUACGGGGAGCGACGGUCAACCUCUCUCACACGUUGCACAGCUGGGCGGUCCUGUUAUCUAUGGGUUCAAGGUCGUCCGCUUCCUCUCCACUCUCGCACUCUUGGGCCUGUCUAUCGCAACGCUCAUCUUGAACGACCGUAACGACGACUCGGAGUACUCCUUUGAUCCGCGUUGGGUUGCGUUUGGGUUCAUUGGGACAUACGCUUACUUGUCUUUGCUGGGAUUCGCGUCUCUGGUUACGAAUCUGCAUCUGAGCAGGCUCGUAACGAGACAUUUGGUGACCGUUCUCCUUGUGACCUGGAUCGUUUACGUGUAUCGUGAUCUCUGGCCGCUCGCGACUUUCACUCUCCAGCCUGCUGAUGCCUCAGAGGGAUCCCUCCUAUGGGCGAAGGUCGGCGUUUUGACCUUCGCUGCCGUCAUCAUUCCUCUGGUGGUGCCACGCCAGUACAUCCCUGUCGAUCCCAAGGAGCCCUCCGAGAAUGUGAACCCCGAGCAAACGGCAUCUAUCCUGUCCAUGUCUGUCUUCAGCUGGCUCGACAACAUCAUUUGGAAGGCAUAUAAAGUUCCCCACCUCCCAUACGAGGAGCUUCCACCAAUUGCAGAUUACGAUCGUGCCAAACACCUCGUUGCCAGGGCGUUCCCGAUUCUCGACCCCUUCCAAGCCGGCAAGAGACGUCAUGUCUUCUGGAGUCUCAUGACUGUCUUCCGAUGGGAGUACACGGUGCUGUCCGUGCUCAUACUUCUCCGAGUUGUUGCUACAUUCACAAGUCCCAUCGGGAUCUAUCAGCUGCUCCAGUAUCUUGAGACCAACGGGGAGGGAGCCGUGGUGCGUCCAUGGGUCUGGAUCUCGUGGCUGUUCUUCGGACCGAUCCUUGGGUCCGCUGCCUUCCAAUACUACAUAUUCAACACCACACGCAUGCUCGUCCGCUGCGAAGCCAUCAUCACGCAGCUCAUCUUCGAUCACUCGCUCCGCAUCCGCAUGAAGGCGGAAACGGUUGACACUCCCGCCCCAAGCCGUGCGACGACCGCCGCGCAGACCCCAGAUAACGCAUCCAUUGCCGAGCCCGAUCCGACGGAGGCUGAUGCAGGCGGCACGAGCUCGAGCGGAAGCGAGGACGAGACGAUCGUGCGUGCCAGCACGCUCAGCGCCACGAGCACGACAGCGACAGCGGUUGCGAAGAAGAAGGAACCCGCAAAGAAGACGGAGGAGCCUGCGCCCGAGCCCAAGAAGGAGUCGACGCCAACUGGAAACCUGAUUGGCAGGAUCAACAACUUGGUAUCAACGGACUUGAACAACGUCAUCGAUGGUCGUGACUUCUUGUUCGUCUUGCUCUAUGCGCCUGUGCAGGCUGGAUUGUCGGUCUUCUUCCUGUACUCGAUCCUUGGAUGGAGUGCGUUUGUGGGGAUGAUCGCCAUGAUCCUCCUUUUCCCUAUUCCUGGAUACAUCGCUUCCAAGAUCCAAGGUGUUCAGCAGGAAAAAAUGAAGAAGACCGAUGCGCGUGUGCAAAACGUGACCGAGACCAUGAGCGUCAUCCGCAUGAUCAAGCUGUUUGGUUGGGAGCCUCGCGUGACCGAUAGACUGGCGGACAAGCGAGAGGGCGAGCUUUUAUUCAUCCGGAAGUAUAAGAUACUCGAGCUGAUCAACGGCAACGUCAACUUCGUGAUUCCAAUCGUCACGAUGGUUGCCACCUUUGCCACAUACACUCUCGCUGCUGGCCAAGUGCUGACCGCCUCGCGCGUGUUCUCGGCUAUGGCUGUCUUUGACAUCCUCCGUGAUCAGCUCCACCAGCUCUUUGGUUAUCUGCCACCAAUCAUCCAGGCCAAGGUGUCCCUCGACCGUAUCACUGACUUCCUGAACAAGACUGAGCUCCUCGAUGAAUUUGACGAGAAGGACGCCGCGGCCGCCGAGGCUGUCGUCCCGCCCCGCACUGUCGAGAGCGACGUGAUCGGCAUUCGCGGUGCGUCCUUCACCUGGUCGAAGGACAACGACGGUUCCAAGACACCCGGCACCCCCGGCCCGAACCGCCGUAACUUCACCCUUCGUAUCGAGGAUGAGGUAACGUUCAGGCGCGGACGAAUCAACCUAAUCCUAGGCCCUACAGGGUCGGGUAAGACUUCGCUGCUGAUGGCGCUUCUUGGAGAGUUGCACUACAUUCCGAACGGCCCUGACUCGUACGUCAGCCUCCCACGCGCGGGCGGUAUCGCGUACGCGGCGCAGGAGUCGUGGGUACAAAAUGAGACAAUCAAGGACAACAUUCUCUUCGGCGCGCCGUACGACGAGGAGCGGUACAACAAGGUUCUCGAGCAGUGUGCGCUCAAGCGCGACCUCUCGCUCUUCGACGCGGGCGACUUGACUGAGGUCGGCGAGAAGGGGCUCACGUUGAGUGGAGGGCAAAAGGCACGGAUUACACUCGCGCGAGCUGUGUACUCGAAAGCGGAGAUUUUGCUGCUGGACGACGUGCUUGCGGCCCUGGACGUGCACACUGCGCGGUGGAUUGUAGACAAGUGCUUCAAGGGCGACUUGCUCCGCGGACGCACCGUCAUCCUCGUGACGCACAAUGUGGCGAUCACGAGCCCCAUUGCGGAUUUUGUCGUCUCUCUCAGUUCCGACGGGCGCGUUGCUAGUGAAGGCACGCUCUCCAAGGCCCUUGCCAAGGACCAGACGUUAUCCCGCGAGUUCGGAGAUCAGCGCGAGGAGCUCAAGAAGAGCGAAGGCGAGGUCGAUGCCGUCGAGCCUGACGACGAAGCAGCCCCCAAGAAGGGUGAUGGCAAGCUUAUCGUCGCCGAGGAAAUCUCUGAGGGGCAUGUUAGUUGGCAGGCUCUACGUCUAUACCUGUCAAGUAUGACUGGCGGCUACACACUCCUCUUCUGGCUCGGGGUGCUGGUCCUGUUGGGCUUGUGCGAGUUUUUCAAUGUCGUUGAGACCUGGUGGCUUGGAUAUUGGGCUCAGCAAUACGAGGACACCAAUCCGAGCGACGUUAAUGUGGCAUACUACCUCACGGUUUACAACGUUAUGCUCAUUACCGGUAUCACCUUGUAUUGCUCCAGCUUCGUCAUCUAUCUGUUCGGUGUCCUCCGGGCAUCUCGUUCGAUUCAUGCGACGUUGAUUCGCUCCGUGCUCAGCGCGACGUUGAGAUGGCUCGACAAAACACCCACGUCCAGAAUCAUCGCCCGUUGCACUCAGGAUAUACAGUGCAUUGAUGGCCAACUCGCGAAUACCCUCAACUGGCUCAUCGAGCUGACCGUAGCAAUGCUCGGGAAGUUCCUUGCUGUUGUCACGUUCUCCCCUAUCUUCAUCAUCCCGGGUGUCGUCAUUUCCGCCAUUGGUUCUUGGUGUGGUCAAAUCUAUAUCAAGGCCCAGCUGUCCGUAAAGCGCGAGAUGUCCAACGCCAAGGCACCCGUCCUUGGCCACUUUGGUGCUGCUAUCGCCGGCUUGACAUCCAUUCGUGCCUAUGGGGCUCAGGAGUACUUUAGGCAGGAGUCGUACCGCAGGAUCGAUAAGUAUGUCCGUGCGGCGCGUACGUUCUACAAUCUCAAUCGCUGGGUCUCCAUCCGCAUCGAGGCUCUUGGGUCUCUGUUCGCUUCCUGCCUCGCCGCAUAUCUCGUGUAUGGAGCGAAAACUAGGGCGGCGAACAUUGGUUUCUCCUUGAAUAUGGCCGUCGGUUUCAGCAGCAUGAUUUUGUGGUGGAUUCGUGUCCUGAACGAGUUUGAAGUGAACGGAAACAGCCUGGAACGAAUUCAGCAAUACGUCACGAUCGAGCAGGAAGAAAAACCUACUAGCGAUGGGAUUCCUCCCGCAUACUGGCCUGCUAGCGGGAGUCUCCGUGUAGAGAAGCUUUCCGCCCGCUACUCGGUAGACGGUCCUCGUGUUCUCCACGAGAUCUCUUUCGAGGUCAAGUCUGGCGAGCGUGUCGGAAUUGUUGGUCGGACGGGCAGUGGCAAGAGCUCGUUGACUCUCGCGCUUCUCCGUUUGAUUAUAACUGAGGGCAAGGUUUACUAUGAUGGUAUCGCCACAGACUCUGUCAACCUCGAUGCUCUCCGCUCGCACAUCACCAUCAUCCCUCAAGUCCCGGAACUUCUCAGCGGCACACUCCGCGAGAACCUCGAUCCAUUCUCGCAGUAUGAUGAUGCUGUCCUGAAUGAUGCCCUGCGUGCCGCGGGUCUGUUCUCCUUGCAGAGCGAUACGGAAGAAGGACGCAUCACGCUUGAUUCGCAGAUCUCUAGUGGUGGAAGCAACCUUUCCGUUGGCCAGCGUCAAAUACUCGCACUCGCUCGUGCGAUCGUGCGUCAGAGCAAGCUGCUCAUCCUCGAUGAAGCGACAUCUGCUAUUGAUUAUGAGACCGAUGAAGUGAUUCAAAAGUCACUUCGCGAGGAGUUGGGUAAUGAUGUUACCCUUCUUACGAUCGCGCAUCGAUUGCAGACAAUCAUGGACGCGGACAAAAUCCUCGUGCUUGAUGCCGGUCGCAUUGCCGAGUUUGGCGCUCCAGCUGAGCUUCUCAAGAACGAGAAGGGCAUGCUUCGUGCCUUGGUCGAUGAAAGCGGUGACAAAGAGAAGCUCUAUGCGAUGGCCGGCUCGAGGUGA
Messenger RNA from Dichomitus squalens LYAD-421 SS1, 4908 nucleotides. RefSeq lists its product as uncharacterized. The record is from RefSeq and is a predicted model, not a curated record. NCBI's taxonomy places the organism in Eukaryota, Fungi, Basidiomycota, Agaricomycetes, Polyporales, Polyporaceae. Bases 37 to 4908 code for a protein of 1623 amino acids. The transcript has 26 exons. Gene Ontology annotation, molecular function: ABC-type peptide transporter activity; ATP hydrolysis activity; ATP binding. Gene Ontology annotation, cellular component: membrane; fungal-type vacuole. Gene Ontology annotation, biological process: transmembrane transport.